AUGCUCACCUACCAGAACGGCAAACUCUCGGCUCAGCUGGAAGUGCAAAGAAAAGAAAUCGCUGCCCUCGAGGCCAAGGUGUCCCAGAUGGACAACAAGCAGAUCGACUAUGAGCAGACACUGUCCUGCGUGGACCGCCUCUGGACGCAGCUCAAUGAUGACAUCCUGUUCCUGACAAAGCGCACAGCCCUCGAGGAGGACACCAGCGAGGCACCAUCGCACUCUGGCCAGGAUCACCUCACAAGCAAUGGCAGUUCUCCAGGAAAGGGUGCCCAAACCAUCAGUGACCCAUUCCUCCAGCGCCUCGUGUGGUCUCACAGCGCAGCAUCCAAAGCAGUGGCAGCCAAGAGCAAAGAGCUGACAGAGGAUGCCACAGAAGUCGAGACGGCCCUCCUGCGCAGAUCAGAAUCAACGAAGGCAUGCCUGGCGCGCUUGCUAGACCUGCAGUCCCAGCAGGAGCAGCGUGUCGCUGACCUUGCCAGCCGUCUUGGAAAGGAUGCAGAAGUGGCACUUCAAGAUGAGGUGAAGCGUGCUCUUUCAGAGGCAGCAGCUGGUCGAAGGGAGCUCGACGCGCAGAAGGCCAUCAACAGGGCCUUGGACGAGCAGCAGCGAACCCUUGAAGACCAGCGCAUGAAGGAUGAGGUCACCAUCAGGGAUCUCACCAAUGAGCUGGCUGACAAGAGCGAAGAGGUCGCCGCCACGCAACGCAAGCUGCUGCUUGCUCGGACAAACAAUGUUGCGGACGGCCCUCCACUGCCAUGCAAGCCGGAGGUGAAGCAGGAGGCCUCUGCAUUACACCCUAAUGACAACAAUGCAGCAGCAGCCCUGGACGCAGAAGAAAACAGGAAGCUGCUCGAGAAGCGAGAGGCUGAGCUAGACGCGGAGAAAGAAUCCAACCUGAAGCUGCAGCGGGAAGUAAGGGGCAUGCAAGAGUCCAUUGCAAAGGGCUCCUUUGUGCCCGAGUCACAGCUGUAUCAGCAGGCCCAGCGAGAGAUACAUGCUGCCAGGGAGGACGCAGAGAGGCAGAGGCUGCUCAUCAGCACACUGCAGCAGGAACGUGCUGUCUUGCAGAGCAGGCAGCAAAGCCAGGAGCUCCAGGUGAAGCAGGGGGAGCAUGCAAUGCGCAUGCUGGCACUGGCAAACAAGCGCGAGCAGGACCUUGAGAAGGAACUGCAGCGCGCUCGGGCGGCUUCUGACGAUGCAGACCUCAAGUGGCAAGUCGAGAGGCAUCGGAUGGGCCAGACCAGGACGCUGGCAGAGCUGCAGCAGCAUGUGGAGGCCCUGCAGAAGGAGAAGAAGGUGCUCCAGGCAAAUGUGGCCCAGCACAAGGCUGCCGCGGAUCGAGCAGCGUUGGCGCGACAGGAGGCCCAAUCCCUCCUCACUGCUCUCAAGGCCAAAGAGAUCGAGGUGGAGCAUCUGCAGCAGAGACUAGCUGAGAAGGACGGGCACAUAGCAGAGGCGCGCACCUCAGAAGAAGAAGCCAAGGUCAAGGCGCAGAACCUGCAGGUGUUUGUGGAGGUGCUGCUCAACUGCAGCGAGGACCCGCGAGAGAUCUUGGACAUCCGCGCGUCGGAGGCGCGCCUGGAAGCCCAGGUCGACAACCUGCAGAGCCGCCUGAGUGGCCCCCAGCACCGUGCAGCCCUGGACGCCUCAAAGCACUCCGAGGUGAAGGCAAAGCAGGAGGCGGAUGCUCUCAGGAAGGACAAUGAUGGGCUCCGGCUGGAGAUCACCAAACUGGAGCGGCAGGCUGCAGAGCUGCAGUCCGAGCUGGCUUCUGCCAAGGAGACGAGCGGGGCGUACGUGCAGGAGAUAGAGGUGAUCAGCGACGCGUUUGAGGAGAUGCAGAAGCAGAACCAGCGGCUGCUGCAGCAGAUGACGGAGCGAGACGAGGUCAGCAACCAGCUGGUCACCGAGCGCAUCAAGAGCGGCCACACGGCCGCCGCGCACAAGCAGGAGCAGGCCGCGGCCGCAGCCGCGCGGCUGCGAGCCGAGCAGAGCGCCGCCAUGCUGCAGGAGCGCGUCAACGACCUCCACACCAAGCUGCAGGCGAGCAUAGAGGAGGCGGCGGCGCUGCGGGAGCGGUCGCACGGGUUGGCGGUGCAGCUGGAGGGAGCGGCGAGGGAGGCUCGCGAGGCGACAGAGGCGCUGCGCAGCCGCGAGGCCGCGCUUGAGGCCGCGCAGAAGGCCGCCUCGGACCGCAAGCGCGCCGCCGACGAGGAAGCCGACUGCCUGGCCCGCGAGCGCGUCAAGCGCCAGCGCCUGGAGGAAGACAUCAAGGUGGCAAACAGCAAGGUGGAGAGGCUUCGGAAGAGUAGCAGCGGCGGCGGCGGCGGCGACGCAGAGGAGUUGGAAUAUAUGCGCACGCAGCUGCGCUGCAACGUGUGCCACGAGCGCCAGAAGGACGUGAUCAUUACGAAGUGCUGGCACAUUUUCUGCUCGCACUGCAUCCGCAAGAACCUUGAGUCGCGCAACCGCAAGUGCCCCGGCUGCGGCACGCCUUUCGGCCAACACGAUGUCAAGCAGUUCUUCUUCACCUAGUUAUAUUGCUACACAUAUUCAAAUGCCUUGUCCCUCCACGGCGAGUGCUUGGGCGCCAUUAUAGGUGUGUGUGCCUAUGACCACAUGAUCAAUUCAGCAAUGUCCGCAGAUGCUAGCAAGGUUGGAGCAAGACUGGCUUGGGACAGACUUCCUAGGUCUACUUUGCUUUGAGGUGCAGACCAGAUGUUGGCUGCGCUCUUACAAAGAUGUGCGGGUGCUGAUGGCCACUGCAUAACUUGGUGCCGCUCUGUACGACUCUUAAGUUUUGGUCAAU
Coccomyxa subellipsoidea C-169 is the source of this 2812-nucleotide messenger RNA. RefSeq lists its product as hypothetical. The record is from RefSeq and is a predicted model, not a curated record. The coding region runs from base 1 to 2538 and encodes 845 amino acids. The transcript has 12 exons. Lineage: Eukaryota; Viridiplantae; Chlorophyta; Trebouxiophyceae; Coccomyxaceae. Gene Ontology annotation, cellular component: nucleus; HULC complex. Gene Ontology annotation, molecular function: ubiquitin protein ligase activity.